GAACCUCGACUCACUUAUACUGCUGCCUUAGAGACCGCCGUAUCAACCUAUCAACGUGAACAUCUCAGCUCCUCUAUCUCAGAUUCUUCUAAUAAGCUCGCCCAAUCUGCAAUUGGUCGCUGUUUAACAGCUGUUUACACUGGAUCUCCUACUAUCUCGGUUCAAGUAGCCCCGUUACCCCCCUCACUAUCUUAUAGCCCAGCUGCCCACGCUAACUUACAUCUCACUUCGACCCCAUUGUCUCCCUCUUUAUUUUCAUCAAGAACCAGCAAUAUUGAGGCAUCAGUGUGCCAUCGAGCUAAAGAUCAACAGCAAGUGUGUCAAUUUACUCAGAACAUAAGGGCUCAGAAUUUUGGUCAGCUGCUCUCUGACCUAUCCACUCGACUCAAUCAGGUGAAAUCGAGUGUUCAUGAGGUGCUUAAAGAAACAGAAGCAGUAAAAGCCAGUCUUUUUGAUAGUUAG
Molecule: messenger RNA, 462 nt
Organism: Protopolystoma xenopodis
Lineage: Eukaryota; Metazoa; Platyhelminthes; Monogenea; Polystomatidea; Polystomatidae
Source: the annotation of a GenBank genome assembly